AUGGCCCCUGACGCUGCCACCGUGGAGAAGCACGACUACCACGAGCACGACACUGUGGUCAUGAAGGAACACACGGCCUCGUCCGAGAUGGACGAGUACGUGCCCGACACGGAGGCGGAGAAGAAGCUCGUGCGCAAGAUUGACAUGUUCCUCCUGCCCAUGAUGUGGAUCAUGUAUCUGCUUUCGUACAUGGAUCGAACCAACAUCGGCAACGCCCGUAUCGCCGGCAUGGCAGAUGAUCUAAACCUCGACUCGAACCGCUACUCCGUCGUCCUGGUCGUCUUCUUUGUCGGCUACGUCGUCUUCGAGGUGCCCUCCAACAUGGUCCUCGUGCGCGUGCGCCCUUCCCACUACCUCGCCACCAUCAUGUUCCUCUGGGGCGGCGUCACCAUUGGCAUGGCCUUUACGCCCAGCUACGAGGUGCUGAUCGGCAUGCGCAUACUCAUGGGCAUCCUCGAGUCCGGCUUCGCGCCGGGCAUCCUGCUGCUGCUGUCCUCGUGGUACAAGCGCGAGGAGCAGAGCAAGCGCUUCGCCGUCUACAUCUCGGCCGCCAUCCUGUCGGGCGCCUUUGGCGGUCUGCUGGCCGGGUCCAUCACCAGCGGUCUGGACGGCGCGCACGGCAAGGCCGGCUGGCGGUGGCUGUUUGUCGUCGAGGGCGCGGCGACCAUGGGCGUCGCGCUGAUCGCGGCCUUUAUCCUGCCUGACUUUCCCGCGACGACGGCGCGCUGGAAGUUUAGCGACGAGGAGAAGCAGCUUGCCAUCAAGCGUCUGCAGUACGACAACGCGCGCGUGAAUGGGGAUGGCGAGAGUCGAAUGGGCCACUGGCAAGCGCUCAGAAUCAGCUUGACUAGCUGGCGUACGUGGCUGUUUGUCGUCGGCUACAUGGCUGUCGUCGGAUCGUCCACACUCUCCUACUUCUAUCCGACUCUGGUCCGUGGCCUUGGCUACGAGGCGACUGCCGCGCAGUACAUGACGAUCCCCAUCUUUGGCGUCGCCUUUGUGUUCACGGCGAUCACGGGUGUCCUGGCCGACAGGAACACCAAGUAUCGUGGCCUCAUGCUGACGGGCUGGAUGACGGUGGCCAUGCUGUGCUCCAUUGUCAUCUGUGCCGUGUACAACUUCAAGGCGCGGUACGCGCUGCUGGUGAUCAUGGCGUCGGGUCUGUGGGCGUCCAACGGCCUGUCCCUGUCCUACGCGUCCGUCUCGUUUGGCGACAUGGAGCGUGAGGUCAAGGCCAUCUCGCUGGCCCUCGUCAACGCCAUGGGCAAUCUGGCCCAGAUCUACGGCGCGUACCUGUUCCCCAACGACGACGAGCCCAAGUACCUCAUGGGGUUUGGUGUCAUCAGCGGGCUUUGCUUGACGGGUGUCGUGUCGUAUUUCUCGCUCUGGUAUACCUUUCGGCGCAUGGGCAAGGCUGCAGGCAGUCCAUGA
Messenger RNA from Emericellopsis atlantica, 1431 nucleotides. Its product is annotated as major facilitator superfamily domain-containing protein. Gene Ontology annotation, cellular component: membrane. Gene Ontology annotation, molecular function: transmembrane transporter activity. The transcript has 3 exons. The record is from RefSeq and is a predicted model, not a curated record. Gene Ontology annotation, biological process: transmembrane transport. NCBI's taxonomy places the organism in Eukaryota, Fungi, Ascomycota, Sordariomycetes, Hypocreales, Bionectriaceae. The coding region runs from base 1 to 1431 and encodes 476 amino acids.